GUUGUAGUGGUGUUGAUGGUAGUUUUUGAUGUAACCAACGAGGGUAGAAGAGGGACGUCCAACGAAGGACCAGCGGCCUCCAAGCAGCAGGAAUUUGAGCAUUCCAGCAGCAUGGUACCGUUAGGAGCGAGUUCGCCUCGGCCUCGGUUUCGGAUGCCGCUACUCAUGUGUGCAAAGUGAUCUCAAUUAUAUUGGAUUGCCUGUCGAACUGUGUCGCCGGUGGUUGUUUUGGAUGCUUCCUUCGCAAUUAGCGAUUCCACGACUUUCUAGUAAAAGUCCCACCGGGUCUGACUGCUGCCUACUUUCGGUGCAUCUCGCGAAACCCACCUAGGUGCUAGAUGGAUGCGACAUGCCAGUACGAAAAUCGUUUUCGCUCGAUACGAUCGGUGCGGUGGAGCAUUACGAGCGCGCGGUUUUCCGCCGUGCAUGUACAGUUUGAAAUCGGUUUGAGGCAGUGGGUCACUAGGUUCAAUAAGAUACAAUCAUCCUCGAGCAUCUAUUUGUGUUCCAGUUAUGAGCGCAACAAUCAACUGAGGAAUUAGCUAAACAAAACAAAGAGACGAACUGGCCAGAAGAUGGAUGUGACUGAAACCCAACCGUCGAACGGUUUCCUCGGUGAUGGCAACAGCGAGUUCGUCACUGUCGUUUCCGUAGGGACCACCGAGCAUAUCAACCCUCCAGAAGAUGUAUCAAGCACCGGCUACGUAACGGUUUUGACCAUAGGCGAGGACGAGUCUCGCGAGAAGAUUGAAGAAGUGUUAGUGUACAGACUACCCGGGGAACGGUUGGGUUUUGGCCUGAAAUUUGAGGGUGGCACCAAAGCUGCUGAAUUUGUGAAACGUCUCUUUAUACAGUCGUGCGCGCCUGAUAGUCCUGCAUCGCGCGUUCGCAGCUCCUGGGGUUCCUUAACCGAAGGCGAUGAAGUGCUGGAGAUUGACUCCUUUCCAGUGAAAUCAAUGACUCGUAUAGACUGCGUCAGGUGUCUGAAGGACUCCAAUGUUGUAAUAAAAUUAUUAGUUAAACAUAACGAAACAGUUAAGCUCGCAAGAUCCACGGAGGAUUUGCCUUUAGUUAUAAGUGCUGAGAAAAAGCGGACGCCUCCGCCGCCACCACCAGUGCCGCCCAGGAAGAUCCCCAGGAGGUUGUCAAAAGAGAAUAUUGUGGUUAAUCAAGAACCUCCAGUACCAUCGACCCGCGUUGACGUUAAGAACCGUAGCAGCACGCGCAUUCCCCAACCUGAAGUUCACAAAAGAGAUCGUAAGCUAUCGGAUGGAAGCAACGGUCCACCAGAUGCAGAGCUGUACGUCGACCUGUUCUCGCAAGAAUCUCCUUACUGCCUAAGCGAAUCAGACGAUACAGGAAGCUCGAUAUCCACCGUCGUCGAUCGUUUCAGCUCCUUUCCGACGACGACGACAUCCAGCUUCGCCGGAAGCUUGCCAUCAACACCAACAGCGAUACAGAAGCAGCUCGACCUUUCAAAAGUUUUCUAUCCGUUCGAGAGUGAUGACACCGAAGAUAACUAUCUGUUCAGCAAGCUGAUUUCGCUGCAAUCCACCGACGAAACUGAUUUCAUCGAAGAGCCUCCGAUAGAGAAAGUUGAGAAACCGGAAGUUUCGCCACUUCAACCUCCUGCUAACUUCCAGGACGCUCCUUUGAGCUACGGUGAUGAAGACGUGCGUGCUAUGGAAGCUCCAAUUUUAAACGAAAUGAAACCUAAAACUGCCGAGGAUGUGGAGAGGCGACGACCGCCACCGCCUCCUCCUAGAACCAAGCACCAGAGCAUCAAGGAGAAGAACAACAACGAUUAUGAAACGAAAAAUGAGUAUGUAGAGAAUCUGCCGCGACUGGUGGAUUUCGUGCCUAAGUCUUCUAAAGCUGAAACUUACGAAACGAUAAGGAAAUUUUUGGAGAACGAGCAGAGAUCUUCUUCGAGCUACCACUACGAUAAGGACAACUACCAUUGGGGCCACGAGAUGUACACCUAUAACUGGAUGCCGUCCACGCAGCUUGCCACGAUCGGGGAGGACGAGGAGGAAUCUCUUAUCGAACGGAAUUCUCCACUGGCGCCGAUUGUAAUAGUAGAGAAUGCCGAUGUCGAAAAGGACGUGAUCAUGAGAGAGGACUUUGAUGUACCGGACGGUAUCCAUGAACCAACAACUUCAGAUGCUAUCCAGCCACAAUCGAAAGCCCCAGAAGCAGCUGCAAGGAGCGUAGCAGCGCCAACAGCACCAGUGAGAUCCCUUACCCCACCAGAUGCUGAAGUUAUGGAGGCACCAUCGAUCAAUUCCCGCCAGCCGCCCGACGGCCAUGAAUUCCCAGAUUACCAGGAAACGCCAGUAAUUCCGAAACCCAUAAUGUCAGGCCGCAUUCCGAAUCCUAUACAAUCCAGAUCAUUAAACUCCCAGGAACAGCAGAGCACUAACAAAGUUCGCAAUAUGAUUGCCAAAUUCUCGACAAGUCUAGAUGAGCAGCUAACAUCGGAGCCCGGCGCGCUCGAGUCAUACAAGAGUCUGUCGAAAUCUGUGAUGAACAUGAACACUAUCGUUCCGAGUUCCUUAACUAAUGCUAAUUAUACUUUAAACAACAAGAGUUCUCUAGACUUAUCCGAAACCUUGCCAGAGAAACAAACUUCACUUGCUACGCCGAAGGCGCCGCGGUUAGGUCACAUGCGUUCGCAGAGUAUGAUCAAUAUCUCCGAACAGAAGCCGAAAACAGACCGGUGGCAUUUAAUUGCUGAACAACAGAGAAGAUCCUUCUCGAAAUUGAAGGGUUUGAUCAUUCCAGAACACACGGACGUUGAUGAAAAUGUAGCAACGGUGGAUCUACCGGAAAUCAAGAGCGUAGUCACUCAUACUCUUCCGCUAACGAAGGAAAAAUCAUCGCCUACAAACGCACAUGUGCCGAAACAUAGCCGCAACUCAUCCACGCCUAGCUUGACCACUCCGAUCUGGAACUCAAACAAUUCCAAUGCCAUACCUAAAUAUUCGCCGGCGUUCAAACGGAAAAGCCUGCAGAUCUACGGAUCAAAGCCGGAGGAAUCGAAGCCAAAGCCGCAAAAGCAAUCAAUUACUAGUCAAUUGGAUGACGAGAGUCGUCUGCCAGUAACAUUGUCUUUGAACGAGGCUCCCAAGUCAUUAGAGAGUAUAACUUCCCCGACGCGUUCCGACUGCAGCUUCGAAUAUAUGAGCAGCUCACCAGAACUGAAGGCCACCAAAGUAGUUGCCGACCCCAAGCCGAUCGCCAAACCUAAGGAAGAGACCGGUCGAUCAGAGGAUGAAAGCGAUAAUGAUUCUGCGGUAAGCUCGAGCCAGUCGAGCUACAUCUCCAGGAAUUCACCACCGGUGUCCCCGAACCACCUGCAAUCCAAUUUCCCGACCCCGCGCGAAAGCGACCUGUCGCCGCGUACCUGUGGCAAGUACGACUUAACCGGUUCCGAAUUGCAGACCGCCGACAGCUUAAACCCGCGCCUGCUGAAGCCCCAAAGCGUCGAAGCGAUCAACCGGAAAAACAUAUUGGCCUCAGCAAAAUGUCGCAGCGGUCGCGAUCUUAAGGUCGGCUCCCCGCUCAUCCAACGGAAAUUCGAUGAGGAAGUUACAAAAACAGAAGAAGUUGGUGAGAGUCCGAUGGUCGUUGAGGAAGCGCCGCCAGCGGAAGCGAACGGCCACAAGCCCAAGGAAAACAAGCGGCCACCCACUUUGGACCUCAGCAAAAUUCUUCCUAGAUCUACCUUGAAAAAUAACAAGACAGCUAGCGUCACAGAUUUGCGGAAGAAUUUUGAAAAGAUGGCACCGCCAUCUCCGAAAGUCCGAACGCCACCCAUAACUCAAGCGCAACCAGCACAGAAACCCACAACUCCGAUAACUACUAUUACCACCAAACGCAACUCAUUGCCAUCCAUUCCACAAGUCAGCGUAAAGUCCUUAGAUACCAAGGAAACCACGAAGAUUAUCGUGGAAGCAAUUACUAAUUUAGACGAGCCCAUUACCAAAGAAGAAGUCAAAGUGAUUAACCUCUGCCCAGAAAUCGCAGGAGGCAGCAUUGGAAUAACGUUGGCUGGAGGAGUUGAUUAUGAAACGAAAGAGAUCACUGUACAUAAGGUACGUCAAGGGAGUCCAGCUCAUCGCGAUGGGCGCUUAUCGAAGGGUGUCAGGAUUUUAAGUAUAAAUGGAAAAACAAUGAAAGGACUUACACACGCUGAAUCAAUAGCCAUUUUAAAAGAAAACGUUCCUGAAGUGGUUUUGGUAAUAUAUAACAUGAAAGAAGUAGCAACUACCCCGGCACUAACACCAUCUUCUCGGCAUAGCUCCAUGUAUGAUCUUCUAAAAAUCGCUCCUAAGGAUUCACCGAUUCCAGCAUCACAUAGUGUGAAGCAAGAAGAAAUUGUGGUGACUUUAGUUAAAGAUGCAGCUAGUUUGGGUUUUAGUAUGGAGGGAGGGAAAGAGUCACUGCAGGGAGAUGUGCCAUUGGUCAUUAAAAAGCUUUUCACUGGUGAUUUUUCAUUAUAUUUUUUUAGCAUUCAUACUAUUUGUUUAUACCAUUAUGUUGUAGGAGGAACCGCGGACAAGUGUGGAAAAUUGAAAGUGGGGGAUGAAAUCAUUGAUGUGAAUGGCAUAAAUGUGACAAAUAUGCCGCGAAUAGAUGUCUGGUCAUUAAUGAAGAAGUUACCGGACGGAGACGUCAUACUUAAAGUGCGAAGAUAAAGCAACACUUUUAGUCAGACACAAUGUACAUAUUUUAUACAUAUAUAUAUAAUAUAACUUCUUGCUUCAAAUUGUUUCUUUUAAGAGAUCUGCGGAAUUAUUUUACAUUUACUAUAAAUGCUUAAAUAUCAGUAUUUUCUUCGUCUUUAUAUAACUUCAGAAAAUGUUAUCUUA
Messenger RNA from Nicrophorus vespilloides, 4874 nucleotides. RefSeq lists its product as uncharacterized. NCBI's taxonomy places the organism in Eukaryota, Metazoa, Arthropoda, Insecta, Coleoptera, Silphidae. Bases 576 to 4700 code for a protein of 1374 amino acids. The transcript has 9 exons. The record is from RefSeq and is a predicted model, not a curated record. Gene Ontology annotation, molecular function: protein binding.